GCAUAUCCUCACGACGCGGUUUGUCUUAGCGCGCUGCCCGUACUCUUCUCUCUGCUCUGCUAGGGCAACAACAACGACAACAACAAAAUCAAAAAAGAGCAGCGACAGGCCCAGCAACUCUCUCCUCCUGUCUCGCUCGCGCGCGCGCGCGCGCAUCGGUGAAUCGGAAUCUCGAGCAGGAGCGCCCCUCAGAUUCUCCGCAAUCCAGCAAUCGCCAUGUCUCAGGUGGACAACCGGAAUUCUCAAGCCGUCAAGCGCGCUCGGACCGACGGUAGCCGCAGGGAAGAUGAUUGGACUUGCCCUAGUUGUGGAAACGUUAACUUUUCAUUCAGAACAACGUGCAACAUGCGGAAUUGCACUCAACCGAGGCCAGCAGAGCAUAAUUCGAAAUCUGCCAUGAAGCCCAUGCACACAGCCCAGGGUUUUUCCUCCACAUCUCCAUACAUGGGUCCUGGGUCUCCUUCCUCUAUGAUUAUGGGUGUGCCACCUUAUGGCUCUUCUAUUUUCCAUGGUCCCUCCAUUUCUCCCUAUGAGGUCCCUUUUCCUGGGGGCUCUGCAUAUCCUUACGGUUAUGGCAGCCGUCUUUCUCCUGGCAGCCCUUACAGAUCACUACACCUAUCUGGACCGGCACCGUAUUCAAGUGGACCCAUGAUGGGAAAUGGGAUGUAUAGUAUGCCCCCUAUGAUGGAUCGAUAUGGGUUACGGUUGCCCAUGGCACCCAGUGGUAUGGGACCAAGGCCAGGGCUGUAUCCAGAUGAUAAAAGCCAUAGAAAAGGUGGAGAUGCAAUGCGGGAUGAUGAUUGGACUUGCCCGAAAUGUGGAAAUGUCAACUUUUCCUUUAGACCAGUUUGCAACAUGAGGAAGUGCAAUACUCCUAAGCCCGGAUCCCAGGUUUCAAAGUCUGAUAAAAGUUCAAAACAAAAAAUGCCAGACGGAAGCUGGAAGUGUGAGCAAUGUGGAAACAUAAAUUAUCCGUUCAGAACAAAAUGUAAUAGACAAAACUGUGGGGCUGAAAAGCCUGCUGAGCCUGAAAAGUCCCCUUCCCAGGACAAGGAUGAAAAUGAACAGUGAGUACUAGGACAUACAUGAGGGUUGAGAAGGUCCAGAGUCGUCGUCCAGCAUUGCCCAGUAUGGUUGUCUCAAAGUCAGUCUUGUUGUCCUCGUGUUGCAGUUGUUUUCAAGUUACUCAACCUUCCCAUGAAGUGUGGAGGUCAUUGUAAUGGAAUGUUUUGUCUUUGUGGAUCCGUUUGAUGAAUAAGGUGCUAGCGAGUUAGCAUUGGACGUAAUGUUGAGGUUGGUUCCAGUUGUCCUAGGUCAUUAUGCUCUUGCCGCAAAGUUCCCUAUUCCAGUUGGUGCAAUAAUGCCAAUGUACACUCAGUCUUUGUCGCUGGCUAAGAUAGGGGUAGGGUGUUACUUCUUUUCCUUGGUUCAGUUAAUCAUUUAUGUGGUGAAGUACUUUCAUUGUCCUAAAGCCUGGAAUUUGUGAGUUUUGAAUUAUGGUGAAGUCAUUUGUCUAUAGCUAUUAUGACAUUUUGAAGUCGCCUUUUCGGCAGCGCAGUGUGCUGAUUAUUGAUAAUUUCUGUUAGGAAGUGCUUUGUCCUGCAUCCAUGCAUCAAUACUAGGCUAUCACAACCCUUUCAAGGUUUAGUCGUGAAAUGAUAGACUUGAUCGGGGCCAACUGCUAGUGUAAUUCCUGUUUUUAAUGUGAAAAACUUCUUGCUUUUGUGAGGAUAGUUACAUGUGCCGCAAAGGGGUCUUGGAGUUUGAGGCUAUCCUGUGUGUAUAUCCGUGCUGUCACUUUUGUGUUGCUUCAGUUUCAACCUGUUUUCUUUCUCAUAUGGUUAAUGUGGAGAGAGGGGUCCUGAACGCUAUUCUUGCUACGAAGGUCAAAUUCUGUUUUUUGUCGAAAACAACAGAAGGGUGUCAUCCAUAAUGAAAUCUAUCAUAACUUAAGCAUAGGGUUACUGUGCUAUGGAUCUAUGACUUAGCUGUACUUUUGGUUGGUUUCUUCCAAAUCAAGUGGCUGACGUGCAUGCAUGUGUGAACUGGCCGUUUAUAUAUGACUUGUGCGCAAUUUUAGAUUUUUCUGCUUAAGCUUUUAGCUCUCUACCAUGGCUAUGGACUUGACAGAUUGCAAUCGCUCAUCUGUAUUUGAGGCCAGUGGUUGUAUUUAAUGAAAACUGAUUAUGACAUUGCUUUGUUUAUUAGAUUUAAACCUCAUUUUUCUAGUAAGAGAAGGCAAAGCAUUUUUUGACUUUUUGUGUUUGAAGAACCGCAAAUUUUGACUUAUGAUCUAGCAUUUGAAAUCUCUAGAAGCAUCUGAAUGAAUAAGAUUUAAAGUUGCCUUGAUUUCUUUUCGCAAAAUUUUGGCGGGACUCGAAGAGGACCCUGGUUUGGGGGCUGCGGAGCUAGUGUAUCGUUGCUGCACCACCACCAAUAUCGUUUCUACUCUUUUCACGGACAGUCUAGUUUAAACUUUUAACGCUAGCUAGUUUAUUUUGAUCAAAGCUUUUAAAUUCCAUUCUUGUAACAUUAAUUGCUGUUAUAUGAUCGAUUAAGCA
This is a messenger RNA of Eucalyptus grandis, 2561 nucleotides long. RefSeq names its product ranBP2-type zinc finger protein At1g67325. The record is from RefSeq and is a predicted model, not a curated record. Lineage: Eukaryota; Viridiplantae; Streptophyta; Magnoliopsida; Myrtales; Myrtaceae. The coding region runs from base 217 to 1071 and encodes 284 amino acids. The transcript is spliced from 10 exons.